This is a messenger RNA of Meloidogyne enterolobii, 391 nucleotides long. NCBI's taxonomy places the organism in Eukaryota, Metazoa, Nematoda, Chromadorea, Rhabditida, Meloidogynidae. The record is from the annotation of a GenBank genome assembly.
CAAACAGCAAUGCAGUGGUUAGAGGGACAAGCUGUACUGGAACAUUUUACCAAAAUAGAUAAAGGACAACAUGAAGGAAAAUUUAAAUGUAAUUAUUGCAAUCGUAGAUUGAAUGAGAAUGUAUCUGGAUUAAGAAUGCAUUGUUUAAAACACGGAAUUAAUUUUGUCAAUUCUGAACAACAAAAUACAGAAAUAAAUGAACAAAAUUCAUUAGAGGAGAUGUAUAACGAACUUUUUGGGCCGAAUCACAAUGACGAUGUUGUGCCUGCAUCACAGGGCUAUGGGCAUCAUGCUCAAUAUUUGACCGAUGCUGAAUAUGAACAUGAACACAAAAGGCCAUUGAAGAAUCUGUUCGUCAAAUGCCUCGGGGUCGGGGAGGUCCAAUAAUACG